GGCCCGGGCGAUCCAGCCAGGGAACCAUAGGCAGCGCACAGGCCUCUGGGAAACCACCUUUUCCUCCUCCUCUUCCUCUUCCUCCUCCUCUUCCUCCACUUUCGAAUAUUUUCCCGCCUUGCAUUCUUAGCCGUCUAAGCAGCCUCCUAUGCACUUCGCGUAAUGAAUGGAGGCGGUGACUUUCAAGGAUGUGGCUGUGGACUUCACCAGGGAGGAGUGGCGCCUCCUGGCUCCUCCCCAGAAGGAGCUGUACAAGGAGGUGAUGCUGGAGAAUGUCUGGAACCUGCUCUCUGUGGGGCUUCCAGCUCCCCCAGAAGAUAUGAUCUCUUCUUUGGAGCAGAGGGAAGCCCCAUGGAUGCUGGAGCAGGAAGGCCUGAGGACCUGCUGCCUAGAAGGUGAGAUCAGACCUGAUAUGAAGGUGACUCCAACAGAAGUGAGCUUUUCUGUGGAAGAAACUGAGAAACAAAAAUUCAUGAGUGAUGGUCCAGAUAACUUAACUUGGAGAGAAUUCUGUAUUCAAUCUCAAAAUUCAUCUGUUCCUGAACAUCAAAAAAUGAACUCUGAGGAGUCUCAUGAAUGUAAUCAGUAUGCAAAGACUUUUAAGCACAGGGCCAGUCUUGCUGGAUAUCAGAGAAUCCACACUGGGAAGAAACCUUAUGAAUGCAAGCAAUGUGGAGAGACAUUCAGUCAAAAGUUUCAGCUUGCUGGACAUCAGAGAAUUCACAGUGGAGAGAAACCUUAUAAAUGCAAGCAAUGUGGAAAGACAUUCAGGGAGAACUCCCAUCUUGCUCAACAUCAGAGAAUCCACAGUGGGGCGAAACCUUAUGAAUGCAAACAAUGUGGAAAGACAUUCAGUCAGAUCUCCAGCUUUGCUGUGCAUCAGAGAGUCCACACUGGGGAGAAACCUUUUGAAUGCAAUCAAUGUAGAAAGACAUUCAUUUGCAGCUCCAAUCUUGCUGUACAUCAGAGAGUCCACACUGGGGAGAAACCUUUUGAGUGCAAACAGUGUCGAAAGACAUUCAGUCAGAGCUCCAAUCUUGCUCAACAUCAGAGAAUCCACACUGGGGAGAAAUCUUACGAAUGCAAACAAUGUGGAAAGACAUUCAGACUGAGAUUUGAUCUUGUUAAACAUCAGAGAAUUCACACUGAAGAGAAACCUUAUGAAUGCAAGCAAUGUGGAAAGACAUUCAGUCAGAGCUCUAAUCUUGCUGUACAUCAGAGAGUCCACACUGGGGAGAAACCAUAUGAAUGCAAUCAAUGUCAAAAGACAUUUAGUUGCAGCUCCAAUCUUACAGUACAUCAGAGAGUUCACACUGGUGAGAAACCUUAUGAAUGCAAACAAUGUGGAAAGACAUUCAGUCAGAAGUUUAGUCUUGCUGGACAUCAGAGAAUCCACAUAUCAGAAGUAUGAAUGAAGUUAGUGUAAGACAACAUUCUGGCAGCUCCAGUCUUUCUCAGCAUCAGAGAAUUCAAACUGGGAAGAAAACUUACAAAUGCAAGCAAUGUCAUAAGACAUUAAUAUGGAGCUCCACUCUUAGUCUACAUAAGAGAAAUGCAUUUUCACAUAGAACUUCCAACUUGCUCAAAGAUUAGGUGCAAAUGGACAUGAUUUAGAUAUAAAGUGUGAUACCUUAAAUAAAUUAAGGGAGCAUAUAAUACUUCACCUUUUAGGUCAAUUUAUUGGUCAGGGAAAACUUUAUACCCAAAUUAGAAGUAGAUAACACUAUAGUAUGUAAUGUACGUCAUUUUAAAUAUAUUAAAUUCAAAAUUGUUUGUUCAAAGAAAGCCAAUACAACCAAGGUUAAAAGGGGGAAGUAACAGUUAUAUAUAUAUUUUUUAAACUAUGUCCAAUUAAAUACCUAAUUUUUAAAUUAUUCUAAAUAUAGUCUCAAUUACUUUAGUCAUUUCAUGGCAAAUUAAGAGGACUUAAUUCAGUAAGGGAAUUACAUCAUUGCUCUAUAGAAAAUCAUUUCAAAACAAAAGUUAUUGUUUUGCCAAAAAUGCCUAUAAAGAAAAAAUGAGAAGAUAACAAGUGACAAUGUAUAUUUAAAAUAUGAAAAAAAAAUUGACAGCCAAAUCUUUUUUAUUCAGUUCAAUGCAUUAUCAAAUUAUUUGAUAGAAAUUUUUUGAUAGAAAAUCAUGCAUUUAUCAGUUUGACACUUUGGCCUGAUGGGACACAGAGACAAUUAUACUUAUUUUUACAAUUUAUAAACAUCACUUACAUAUCAAAUUCCAUGCCCACUUUUCAUGCUACCUAUACAAGGUCAAAUAUAAUCGUUCUGAUAGUAAAGCACAUGUGAAUUUAAGUGAUACUACAUUAUAAUUUAUUUUUAUAGUCCCAUCCAAUCUAGAUCCACAGUUUUAAAUAGUACCCUACAGAAUUUUCUCUCAAGAGACAUUUGCUAUCAGCUCCUCAAAUGAUAGGCACCUUUACUAUUAGUCUACAGCCCAGGCUUUAUGGCAGUCUUUCUGCUCAUAAGGAGGUUCUGAGUCUUUGAGAUGAAGGAGGAAAAGAGGCAGAUGGGCAAAGUGGAGUCCCAGAGAUGAGCAUGUUGGUGGAUUAGGUUUAGAAUUCGGCACAAAUUUAGGCUUAGGGUUUGAAAUCAUUACAAAUUUAGGGUUAGGGUCUCUCCUAGAAGGCAAAAUGCAUCCUCUAGCCAUGUUUCUGUCUCUCUUGCCCUUAUUUCUCAGGAGUCAACAGUAACUGUUGAAACCUGAACAGAGCCAAUCCUGAAGAUCCCAGAGGCUUCUUUCUAGGAUCUCAUCUCCCUAAAGUGAGGUGGUGUCCAAGAAUGUGACAAGUGGAGAAACCCUUCCUUACCAAUAUCAAACGGAAUGCUCCUAGGGCAUCGAAAUUCAAAACAAACAGCAGAAUAGACCCCGGGAACGCUCCUCCUGGACCUAGAUCAAAAGGUACGGCCCCCCCAAGAGUCAGAGCCCUAGAUUACUUGGAUCUAAGGGGAAGGCAAAGGGAAGGUCCCAGGAUCCAAUUCCCCCAACCCAGAAUGCUGAGUCCGAGCAGCAGGAGGCUUCCUGGAGCAGCAGGAACCUCAGGGCAGGCAGGGGGGCCUCGGGAGCCGGUUGUUCUGAGGGCCGCCCCCUGAAAACGACCUGAGCCACUCGCGGGAGCACCCAGACAGCAGGGAGGCAGAGAGAGACGGGGGGAGCCUGUAGCCCCCUGACCAGAUCCUUCCAUCUGGGUCUCACUGAAGGUCCCUGCCUCAGGGCAUACUCAGUCUAAGGUUAAUCCUAUAACCAGCCCUCAGAGCUCCAGGAAGCCACGGCACCUCCCUGCUCAGAAUGCAGGGUCAUCUGAAACAACAGUAACCCUCAGGGCUGGCAAAAGGGCCUCGGGAGCCAGCUAUUCUGAAGGCCACAUCCUGAAAACAACCUGACCCAGUCGAGGGGGCACCCAGACAGCAGGGAAAAAGAGAGAGCCGGGGGAGCCUGUAUCCCCCUGACCAGAUCCUUCCAUCUGAGUCUCACCUAAGGUCCCUGCCACAGGGCCUACUCAGUCUGAGGUUAAUCCUAUCACUAGCCCUUGGAGCUCUAAGAAGCUACGGCCCCUCCCCCUCAGAGUGCAGGCUCCUCUGGCCAGCAAAGGCACUGAAAUACAUCUGAGUGUCAAGCCAGGCGCAGAGCAUAGAAGUAAGGCAACAGAGAAGCAUCGGGAGGGAACUGAGGAGGGUAGUAACACAAACACCGAAACACCAGCAAUUCCGGGCUUCCUGGGGAAGACAGACAAUUUGCCUGGAGCUAAAGCCACUGAACACCAGACAGAUAACAGAAGAGCCAGCCCCCCUCACUCAGAUACAGAUGGCAAACAGCACAGAAGCAAAAAAGCCUCAAAACAACAAGAAAAACAAGAAGGGGGCAACUUUGGACACAUUUUAUGGAGCAAAAAUACAAAAGACAGAGGAGAUAGAAGAGGAAACACAAGCAAAUGCGCCGAAACCUUCCAAAGGAAAUGGAAACUCCACAAACUUUUGAAGAAUUUGAAUUGAAAAUGACCAAAAAGAUGGAAGCCUUCUGGCAGGAAAAGCGGGAAUUAAUGCAAAAGAAUUUCACACAACUACAAAACCAGUUUGACCAAACUGAAAAGGAAAACCAGGCUAUAAAGGUCAGAAUUGGGCAAAUGGAAGACAACGAGCAGGUAAAAGAGCAAGAAACAAUAAAGCAAAGCCAAAAGAUCAAGAAAUUAGACGAGAACAUGAAAUAUCUCAUUGACAAGGUGACAGACUUGGAAAAAAGAGGAAGAAGAGAUAAUUUAAGAAUAAUUGGACUACCAGAAAAUCCAGAAAUAAACACCAAACUCAAAAAUCAUAAUACAAGAUAUAAUCAAAGAAAAUUGCCCAGAGAUUCUAGAACAAGGGGGCAAUACAGCCACUGAAAGAGUUCACAGAACACCCUCUACACUAAAUCCCCAAAAGACAACUCCCAGGAAUAUAAUUGCCAAAUUCCAAAAGACUCAAACAAAAGAAAAAAUCCUGCAAGAAGCCAGAAAAAGACAAUUUAGAUAUAAAGGAAUGCCAAUCAGGGUCACACACGACCUUGCAAGUUCUACUCUGAAUGAUCAUAAGGCAUGGAACAUGAUUUUUAGAAAGGCAAGAGAGCUGGGUCUUCAACCAAGAAUCAGCUAUCCAGCAAAACUGACUAUAUACUUCUAAGGGAAAGUAUGGGCAUUCAACAAAAUAGAAGAUUUCCAACUUUUUGCAAAGAAAAGACCAGAGCUCUUUGGAAAGUUCGAUAUUGAAAAUGAAAGAGCAUGGAAUACCUGAAAAGGUAAAUAAGAUGGAAAGGGAAAAGGAGAAAACUGUUACUUUUUCAUUUAUUCAAACUCUCUUCUAUAAGAACUACAUUUAUAUCAAUCUAUAUAUAUUAAUAUAUGGAAAAUGUAAUGUGUAAAUGGGGGAAAAGAAGAAUCAAAUAGAAUAAUUUUUCUCACACAAAGAUUCACACGGGAAGGGGAGGGGAAUAAAACUCCUAUAAGAAGGAGAGGAAGAGAGUUUUUACUUAAGCCUUACUCUCAGGGAAAUCAACUCUGAGGAAAAAACAUCCAGAUCCAUUGGGAUCUUGAAUUCUAUCUUACCCAACAAGGGUGGGAAGAAGGGAAAACCAAGGUGGAUGGGGGGGAGGGAAAACAAAAGGGGAGGGAAGGAGAAGGGGGGGAGGGAACAAAAAGGGAAGGGCUAGAAAGGGAAACAUAUCAAGGGAGGGUUAAAGGGGGACUGAUUUAAAGUAAAUCACUGGAUUAAAAGGUUAGAGCUAAAGAAAAAAGGUUAGAAUUAGGGAAGGAUAUCAAAAUGCCAGAGAAUUCACAAGUCACAAUCAUAACUUUGAACGUGAAUGGGAUGAACUCACCCAUAAAACAUAGACGAAUCGCAGAAUGGGUUAGAAUCCAAAACCCUACCAUAUGUUGUCUUCAAGAAACACAUAUGAGGCGGGUAGACACCCACAAGGUCAGAAUUAAAGGAUGGAGUAAGACCUUCUGGGCCUCAACUGAAAGAAAGAAGGCAGGAGUUGCAAUCAUGAUAUCUGAUAAAGCCAAAGCAAAAAUAGACCUGAUUAAAAGGGAUAGGGAAGGUAAUUAUAUUUUGUUAAAAGGGACUUUAGAUAAUGAGGAAAUAUCACUAAUCAACAUGUAUGCACCAAAUAAUAUAGCACCCAAAUUUCUAAUGGAGAAAUUAGGAGAAUUAUAGGAGGAAAUAGACAGUAAAACAAUAUUAGUGGGAGAUUUGAACCAACCAUUAUCAAAUUUAGAUAAAUCAAAUCAAAAAAUAAAUAAGAAAGAGGUAAAAGAUGUGAAUGAAAUCUUAGAAAAAAUUAGAGUUAAUAGACAUAUGGAGAAAAAUUAAUAGGGACAAAAAGGAAUACACCUCAGCACCACAUGGCACAUUCACAAAGAUUGACCAUACACUAGGUCACAGAAACAUGGCAUACAAAUGCAGAAAAGCAGAAAUAAUAAAUGCAGCCUUUUCAGAUCACAAGGCAAUAAAAAUAACGAUCAGUAAUGGUACGUGGAAAACCAAAUCAAAAACUAAUUGGAAAUUAAACAAUAUGAUACUCCAAAAUCGUUUAGUUAGAGAAGAAAUCACAGAAGCAAUUAAUAAUUUCAUUAAGGAAAAUGACAAAGGUGAGACAUCCUUUCAAACCUUUUGGGACGCAGCCAAAGCAGUAAUCAGAGGUAAAUUCAUAUCCCUGAGUGCAUAUAUUAACAAACUAGGGAGAGCAGAAAUCAAUCAAUUGGAAAUGCAAAUAAAAAAACUCAAAAGCGAUCAAAUUAAAAACCCCCAGCAGAAAACCAAACUAGAAAUCCUAAAAAUUAAGGGAGAAAUUAAUAAAAUAGAAAGUGAUAGAACUAUUGAUUUAAUAAAUAAGACCAGAAGCUGGUACUUUGAAAAAAUAAACAAAAUAGACAAAGUACUGGUCAAUCUAAUCAAAAAAGGAAAGAAGAAAAGCAAAUUAACAGCAUCAAAGAUGAAAAGGGGGACAUAACCUCCAAUGAAGAGGAAAUCAAGGCAAUCAUUAAAGAUUAGUUUGCCCAAUUAUAUGGCAAUAAAUACAGCAAUUUAGGCGAUAUGGAUGAAUAUAUACAAAAACACAAACUGCCUAGACUAACAGAAGAAGAAAUAGAAUUCUUAAAUAAUCCCAUAUCAGAAAAUGAAAUCCAACAGGCCAUCAAAAGAACUCCCUAAAAAAAAUCCCCAGGGCCCGAUGGAUUCACAAGUGAAUUCUAUCAAACAUUCAGAGAACAGAUGCAGGGCUGGUUCAAUAUUAGGAAAACCAUCCACAUAAUCUACCAUAUCAACAAGCAAACCGACAAAAAUCACAUGGUUAUUUCAAUAGACGCAGAAAAAGCCUUUGAUAAAAUACAACUUUCAUUCCUAUUGAAAACACUAGAAAGCAUAGGAAUAGGAGGGUCGUUCCUAAAAAUAAUAAACAGUAUAUAUCUAAAACCAUCAGCAAAUACCAUCUGCAAUGGGGAUAAACUAGAUGCAUUCCCAAUAAGAUCAGGAGUGAAACAAGGAUGCCCAUUAUCACCUCUACUAUUUGACAUUGUACUAGAAACACUAGCAAUAGCAAUUAGAGAAGAAAAAGAAAUUGAAGACAUCAAAAUAGGCAAGGAGGAGACUAAGCUAUCGCUCUUUGCAGAAGACAUGAUGGUCUACCUAAUGAAUCCUAGAGAUUCAACCAAAAAGCUAAUUGAAAUAAUCAAUAAAUUUAUUAAAGUUGCAGGUUACAAAAUAAACCCUCAUAAGUCAUCAGCAUUUCUAUACAUCUCCAACAUAGUUCAGCAGCAAAAACUAGAAAGAAAUCCCAUUCAAAAUCACCUUAGACAAAAUAAAAUACUACCUAGGAAUCUAUCUCCGAAGACAAACACAGGAACUAUAUGAAUACAAUUACAAAACACUCUCCACACAACUAAAACUAGACUUGAGCAAUUGUAAAAACAUUAACUGCUCAUGGGUAGGACGAGCCAAUAUAGUAAAAAUGACCAUCCUACCCAAACUUAUCUAUUUAGUGCCAUACCCAUAGAACUUCCAAAAAAUUUCUUUACUGAUUUAGAAAAAACCAUAACAAAGUUAAUUUGGAAUAACAAAGGAUCAAGGAUAUCCAGGGAAAUAAUGAAAAAAAAAAAACACAAAGAAAGCGGGCCUUUCAGUCCCAGAUCUCAAACUAUAUUACAAAGCAGCAGUCAUCAAAACAAUUUGGUACUGGCUAAGAGACAGAAAGGAGGAUCAGUGGAAUAGACUUGGGGUAAGUGACCUCAGCAAGACAGUAUAUGACAAACCCAAAGAUCCCAGCUUUUGAGUAAAAAAUCCAUUAUUUCAUAUAAACUGCUGGGAAAACUGGAAGACAGUGUGGGAGAGAUUAGGAUUAGAUCAAUACCUCACACCCUACACCAAGAUAAAUUCAAAAUGGGUGACUGACAUGAACAUAAAGAAGGAAACUGUAAGUAAAUUAGGUAAACACAGAAUAGUAUAUAUGUCAGACCUUUGGGAAGGGAAAGACUUUAAUACCAAGCAAGACAUAGAAAGAGUCACAAAAUGUAAAAUAAAUAAUUUGGACUACAUCAAAUUAAAAAGUUUUUGUACAAACAAAACCAAUAUAACUAAAAUCAGAAGGAAAGCAACAAAUUGGGAAGCAAUCUUCAUAAAAACCUCUGAUAAAGGUUUAAUUACUCAAACUUACAAAGAGCUAAAAAAUCAAGCCAUUCUCCAGUUGAUAAAUGGGCAAGGGACAUGGAUAGGCAGUUCUCAGAUAAAGAAAUCAAAACUAUUAACAAGCACAUGAAGAAGUGUUCUACAUCUUGUAUAAUCAGAGAGAUGCAAAUCAAAACAACUCUGAGGUAUCACCUCACACCUAGCAGAUUGGCCAACAUGACAGCAAAGGAAAGUAAUAAAUGCUGGAGGGGGUGAGGCAAAGUAGGGACAUUAAUUCAUUGCUGGUGGAAUUGUGAACUGAUCGAACCAUUCUGGAGGGCAAUUUGGAACUAUGCCCAAAGGGCGAUAAAAGACUGUCUGCCCUUUGAUCUAUAGCACUGCUGGGUUUGUACCCCAAAGAGAUAAUAAGGAAAAAGCCUUGUACAAGAAUAUUCAUAGCAGUGCUCUUUGUGGUGGCCAAAAAUUGGAAAAUGAGUGGAUACCCUUCAAUUGGAGAAUGGCUGAGCAAAUUGUGGUAGAUGUUGGUGAUGGAAUACUAUUGUGCUCAAAGGAAUAAUAAAGUGGAGGAAUUCCAUGGAGACUGGAACAACCUCCCGGAAGUGAUGCAGAGUGAAAGGAGCAGAACCAGGAAAGCAUUGUACAGAGACAGAUACACUGUGGUACAAUCGAAGGUAAUGGACUCCUCCACUAGGGACAUGCAAUCUCUGAACAAUCUGCAGGGAUCUAAAAAACACUAUCCACAAACAGGAUAAACUGUAGGAGUAAAAACACCGAUGAAAAGCAACUGCUUGACCACAGGGGCUGAGAGGAAAUGACUGAGGAGAGACUCUAAAUGAACACUCUAGUGCAAAUACCAACAACAUGGAAAUGGGUUCGAACGAAGAGCACAUGUGAAACCCAGUGUAAUUGUGCGCCAGCUAUGGGAGAAGUGGGGGUAGGGGGGAGGAAAAGAUAAUGAUCAUUGUUUCUAAUGAAUAAUGUUUGUAAAUAACCAAAUAAAAUAAUGUUUAAAAAAUCAAAAAAGAAAAAGAAAAA
Messenger RNA from Monodelphis domestica (gray short-tailed opossum), 9200 nucleotides. RefSeq lists its product as uncharacterized. The record is from RefSeq and is a predicted model, not a curated record. Gene Ontology annotation, biological process: regulation of DNA-templated transcription. Gene Ontology annotation, cellular component: nucleus. Lineage: Eukaryota; Metazoa; Chordata; Mammalia; Didelphimorphia; Didelphidae.